AUGGCGGCCGUGGUGAGGCAGGACCUGGUACAGCUGAUGAACUCCAGCGGCUCUCACAAGGACUUGGCGGGCAAGUAUCGUCAAAUCCUGGAGAAGGCCAUUCAGCUGUCAGGUGCAGAGCAGCUGGAAGCUUUGAAAGCUUUUGUGGAAGCAAUGGUGAAUGAAAAUGUCAGUCUGGUGAUCUCACGUCAGCUCCUGACAGAUUUCUGCACCCAUCUGCCAAGUCUUCCUGACAGCACAGCUAAAGAAAUUUACCACUUCACUUUGGAAAAGAUACAGCCCAGAGUGAUUUCAUUUGAAGAGCAGGUUGCUUCAAUAAGGCAACAUCUUGCAUCAAUCUAUGAGAAAGAAGAAGACUGGAGAAAUGCAGCACAAGUGUUGGUGGGCAUCCCUCUGGAAACAGGGCAAAAACAGUACAACGUAGAUUAUAAGCUGGAGACCUACCUGAAGAUUGCCAGGCUGUAUCUGGAGGAUGAUGACCCAGUUCAGGCUGAAGCUUACAUUAAUAGAGCUUCCCUGCUGCAGAAUGAAUCAACUAAUGAACAGCUGCAAAUCCAUUACAAGGUUUGCUAUGCUCGAGUCCUGGAUUACAGAAGGAAGUUCAUUGAGGCUGCCCAAAGGUACAAUGAGCUCUCCUACAAGAGCAUCGUCCAUGAAACCGAGCGGCUGGAGGCACUCAAGCAUGCUUUGCACUGCACCAUUUUGGCAUCAGCAGGCCAGCAGCGGUCUCGUAUGCUUGCUACACUCUUCAAGGACGAGAGAUGCCAGCAGCUUGCAGCCUAUGGGAUCUUGGAGAAGAUGUACCUUGACAGAAUUAUCCGUGGAAAUCAACUGCAGGAGUUUGCAGCUAUGCUGAUGCCUCACCAGAAAGCAACCACAGCUGACGGUUCCAGUAUCCUGGACAGAGCUGUUAUUGAACACAACUUGCUGUCAGCAAGCAAGCUUUACAACAACAUCACUUUUGAAGAGCUUGGAGCAUUACUGGAGAUCCCUGCAGCCAAGGCAGAGAAGAUAGCUUCUCAGAUGAUCACUGAGGGGCGCAUGAACGGCUUCAUCGACCAGAUCGAUGGCAUUGUGCAUUUUGAGACUCGUGAAGCUUUGCCAACCUGGGACAAGCAGAUUCAGUCCCUGUGUUUCCAGGUCAACAACCUGCUGGAGAAGAUCAGUCAGACAGUCCCAGAAUGGACAGCACAGGCAAUGGAGGCCCAGAUGGCUCAGUGACUCUGCAGCCACUGUCUGAAUGGAGGCAACCAACUGCCUGCUGAGCUGGAAGAGGGGAACUGAGCAGGACUGUGAAGCAAACAAAUCACCCACUUCCAUUUCCCCACCUUCUGCUUUCACCCUGGCUUAGGGCACAGUUGGGUGAUCCCCCGUUGGCCAUGGCAGUCCUCCAGUUCUCCCAGCAUAGGAUGGUGCUGUUGCUGCCUCUGCAUUGUGCUCUGCUGUCCUGAGGGCUGUGCUUUCCACACAGAAGCUGUAAAGUCUGCAGCAAGCUUUGGGUUUGGAUUAUUUAAUUUCCCCCCCCUGCAUUGCUAUAGCUUUGCUAGCCCAUCACUUCCUGUGAGGCUUGGCCUGCUGUGAAAAUGUCAGUGCCAUCUUUCUUUUAGUUGUAAUUAUUCUAAUAAAGGCUGGAAUGAGCCACUUAGUUCAA
Messenger RNA from Indicator indicator, 1651 nucleotides. RefSeq names its product COP9 signalosome subunit 4 (gene COPS4). The transcript has 10 exons. NCBI's taxonomy places the organism in Eukaryota, Metazoa, Chordata, Aves, Piciformes, Indicatoridae. The record is from RefSeq and is a predicted model, not a curated record. Gene Ontology annotation, cellular component: COP9 signalosome; cytosol. Bases 1 to 1221 code for a protein of 406 amino acids.